Molecule: messenger RNA, 2674 nt
Organism: Oldenlandia corymbosa var. corymbosa
Lineage: Eukaryota; Viridiplantae; Streptophyta; Magnoliopsida; Gentianales; Rubiaceae
Source: the annotation of a GenBank genome assembly
UAGGGGCCUGAAAAAUAUAUUAUAUUAUUUAAUAAAAUUUUAUUAAUUUAUAAUAUAAAAGUAUUUAUAUAGAGAAGAAGUAGUAUAAUACACCGCAAUUUGUGGAACUCAAAAGUCCCAAAUAAACAAUUGAAGUCCAAGUUUAUCAAGAGUCCAACUAAAAAUAUUUGAUGAAUUUAAUUCACUUUCGGCCAAGUCCAUAUCCAUUCUCCAUCACCCUUGCCACCUUCCCCUCCGCUCACGCCGCACAAUAGUACAAAGCAAACUACUCAAAGACACAUAGCCCCCAAAAAAAUUAACCAAUAUCUCUCUCUAUUCAUUCCCCAUCCCUGUAUAUAUUUAAGGAUUAGGAAGAAUUUAGGAGCCUCCAACAACUUCUACUUCCAGCUGCAACUUCCCAGAAAAGCCAAAACUAGCACAAAUGGCAACAACAACAAAACAUACCAUUUCCAAAAAGUGCCAUAUAUCAACCAUAGAACAACAACAACCACAGCCGAAAUCAGCAUCAUCAUUUAUGGAUCCUACAGUGUUGAAAUCGAACAGUUCCACCGCCAAACCUCAUGCAGCACCUCCAGAUGCUGCCACCACUACUAUCCAGAACAUUUCUAACCGCUUUGCAAAGCUGUAUGCAAAUCACAAGAUUCAUGCUCCCUCUAAAGGUUCUAGUGGGCUGAGGCAUUCGAUUUCUCGUUUUCAAGAAAUGGGUCAGAAUGAUUCUCGUGUUUUGGACAACUCUUCUGUGGCUUUGACCAAGUCAAACAGCCAGAGAGGGAGAAAUGUUGUUGUCAAUGGGGUUGCAGAUUUGGAGAAAGAAGGAAGCUACACAAGGACCAAGGUUAGAGAAAAGGACAAGAAAUCUGUUGUUAAGAAAACCCAUCUGGAUUUGGAUGUGGAGAAGGCCGUGGCUCGGAAGAAAUUCAAUGAAUUGAAGACACUGUCAGCUGCCCAGAAAGAAGAAAAGAAGGAACCAGAGUAUUUUUUUGAUGGGGACGUUGUGAAGGAAGAAUCUGCCUUGAUGUCAAACUGUCAAGAAGGCCAUGAAUUGAAGAAAUUUAAUCCAGGGAUUGAAUUGAAUCGGCCUUCUAUUUCUCUUUCCUUGAAUGGUGGCAGAAGAAGGAAGUCAUUUUGUUGCUCCCAGACUGAAUUGGCCGACUUCCUCUCAUGUGCUGGUGUCAAGGUUGUGGCUGUUGAUAUGCCACCAUUUAUGCAGAUUCAUGCUGUGGAUUGUGCCAGGAAAACUUAUGAUAGCUUGGAGAAAUUCACUUCCAAGACUCUUGCUUUUACCCUCAAAAAGGAAUUUGAUGGGGUUUAUGGACCCGCUUGGCAUUGCAUAGUAGGGACCAGUUUUGGUUCUUUUGUCACACAUUCAGUGGGUGGUUUCAUGUAUUUCUCAAUGGAUCAUAAACUAUACAUUCUCAUGUUCAAGACUACUGUACAGAGAGCAGAUUGAAGGUGCGAAGAAUUGCAUUCUGAUGUAGGGAAUUUAUUUCCAUAGACAGGUGUUCUUCUUCUCUGUUAGUUUGUAUAUUAGUUUUACUUAGACUAGCUGGGAUGAUCAGUUGCAUCUUUAAUAGUUUUUCUCAAGGAAAUCAUGCCGAAUAAACUCCUUGAGUUUUUAAUUGCUAAACUGAUGAAAAACUUUCAUCAUAUAGUGUAAAAGUUCAGAUACAUAUCUAGCAUACUUGCAAAUUUUCUAUCUGUUGGUUUCGUAGGAGCAAUUUGACAUAUGAUGCCUUGACACUGUAUGGGCCUUUUAAGUUGGUAUUCAUAGCUUGUCGAAGCAUUGAUGGACAAUUGGUGGUGCCAAUUCCAGUUUUAAUGUUCAAACUUCACUCUAUUUAUCUGCUGUACUUUUGGCUAUUGAAUCAUGGCUCCAAGGUCAUUGGAGAAUUGAAGCCAGUGCUGUUCUUUUUUGAUAGAGGAAAUAGCAUUCCUUAUUUCACAACCAGAAAACAAGAAUCUUCUGCACUUAAAAGAGAAGUGUCUAAUCUUUAUGUAAAUGGAUAGAGUUGUUGUCUUUAUCUUUUCCGCAGUCCGAUUAAUAUGGAUUUAAGCGGGAUAGGUCUCUUUAGUAGUUCUUUAUUUUGUUUGGUUUAAUUGGAAAUGAUGGUGUAAUUUUUGAAAUGUUAGAUCAUAGAUUACUUUGUCUGGUUUUUAAGCUGGAAUGUUGUAAUCAUUUCUCUCCGAAAGGGCUUCUCUUCUUAGCUACAUCAGCAAAAGUCCUUUCCUAUCCUCUUUACUGAGACCAUUGUGAUGAGGACCUGUCCUUUGGUUUCCUUGUACACACAUUAUCUGGCCUCGGGCUCCACACUGAAAUGAUAGACCCUCAACCUUUUCCGCGAAGAAGAAAAGCUUGAAAAGUAAAGCACACAUGGAUUAUUUACUUCAUUUUCAGCUUGCAACCUGAAAUCAGAGUGCAAACUGUGAAGUCCUAUGGCUAUUCUCCCACUCGGUGGUGCUACCUUGUAAAUGCCAUUUGUCCUUCCUCAAAAAACAUGACAUUUAUGGCUUUUUUUCUAGGAUGGAUAAAUACUAACAUUUGAAAGCUUUUAGGAGUACUUGUGUAAACGAUAUCCUUGGUGUUCUCCCAAUCUCUUCCAUUAAAUUUCACUUUGCUGAUGUCGAUUGUAAAAUAUGAGAUUAUUUGUUGAAUAGGGGAGGGGCCUAAAUUCUU